Malaclemys terrapin pileata is the source of this 6167-nucleotide messenger RNA. It is a transcript of the gene PLA2R1, whose product is annotated as phospholipase A2 receptor 1. The record is from RefSeq and is a predicted model, not a curated record. Lineage: Eukaryota; Metazoa; Chordata; Testudines; Emydidae. Gene Ontology annotation, molecular function: signaling receptor activity. The transcript is spliced from 30 exons. The coding region runs from base 251 to 4630 and encodes 1459 amino acids.
UGCAUUUCCCUUCCUUAGGCAAGGGCUGGCGGGACAUGUCCCUCCCCCUUGUUCAGAAAGCAGUUGCUGUUAGUGGAGGUGGGGGUUUGCAUGUCCCUCCCCCCUCAUCAAUCCAGGAGGAGUCAGAGUGGCUGUGGUGGUCCGGGAAACAGCUGCAUAUCCAGGAUCGCCCUCUCCCUGAAAAGUGUGGUAUUCUUGCAUCGACUGAGUCCAUAGGAAAGUGUUUGCCAGGAGCUGUUACUCUGCAGAAAUGCUGUGUGUGCAGAUCCAACUCCUGGUUUGUUCCAUGCUGCUAGUUUGCUGCAGUUUGGCUGAAGACGAUGCAGCUUUGAGUCAAGACCAAGUGCCCUACUUUUUGAACAAAGGGAUGUUUAUCAUCCAAAGUGAACAUCUCAACCUGUGCAUUAAAGCAGAUGCAUUUAGACUUGUUCUUGAAGACUGCAAUCAACUUUCCAAAUAUAUGUUGUGGAAAUGGGUAUCGAAACGUCAUCUUUUCAACAUAGGCAGAAGCACUUGUCUAGGACUGAACAUCAGUAAUGAAGAGCAACCAUUAAGCCUGUUAGAAUGUGAUUCUGCUCAGCAUUCAUUAUGGUGGAACUGUAAGGGAAAGCUGUUGGUUGGUGCAUCACAAUACAAACUAGCAGCUGAAAAUGGCAAACACGUUGUGGCAAAAAGAAUCACUAAUCACGAGUGGAAGCAGUACAUGUCCUAUGAUGAAGAUCUUUGUGAACGUCCAUUUCAAGAAACAUAUACCCUGCUGGGAAAUUCUCUUGGUCUCCCUUGUAUUUUUCCAUUUAAAUAUAAGAACAAAUGGUACUACGAAUGCACCAGAGAGAGCAGGGAAUUUUACUGGUGUGCCACAACAAGUCAGUAUGAACAAGAUGAAAAAUGGGGCUUUUGCCCAAAUGCUGAGCCUGGUAGUGAUAUUUUUUGGGAGAAGAACCCUGACACCCAAAUUUGCUACCAGUUCAAUCUUUUUUCUAUUCUUUCUUGGAAUGAGGCACGUGUUGCCUGUCAGACACAAGGAGGAGAUUUGCUGAGUAUCACAGACAUGGCAGAACAGAAGUAUAUAAGUGAGAAGUUAAGCACUAAAGAAAUUCUGCUAUGGACAGGGCUAAAUAGACUGGAUGAAUCUUCUGGCUGGCAGUGGUCUGAUGGAGCACCAUUGGCAUUUGUGAACUGGAGAUCAAGUCUCACCAAUAGCGCACUUGGAGAAAAUCACUGUGUGGUGUUUAAUUCAAAGGAGCAGUAUGACUGGCAAAGUUAUAAAUGUGAAUCUGGAUUGCCUUAUGUAUGCAAAAAAUAUGGAAAUAGUACAGAAUAUGAAACAUUUGAUAUAUGGAAGUAUCAUCCUACCCGCUGUAACACUGGCUGGUAUCCCUACAACUGCAACUGCUACAAACUUCAUAAAGAGGAAAAGAGCUGGAAUGAGGCUUUACUCUCUUGCAAGACUGAUAAUAGCAAUCUCAUUAGUAUAACUUCCUUGGCAGAUGUGGAGUUAUUUAUUAACCUUCUUGAAGAUGAAAAUGUAACCGAAACAUGGAUUGGCUUGAACAGUAAUAAAACCCCAGUUAUUUUUCAAUGGUCUGAUGGCUCCUCAGUAACCUUCACUAACUGGCACAAACAAGAGCCUAAUAUCUUUCAGAGAACAAGUCAACUUUGUGUUUCAGCACAAGGAUCUGCAGGACACUGGCAAGUUAAAAAUUGUGAGGAUAAAUAUUUUUACAUUUGUAAAAUAGCAGGACAGCUUGAAAAUGACACGUCCAAGGAGGAAUCAGACUGUCCAGGGGGAUGGGAGAGACAUGGUGGAUUUUGUUACAAAAUCGACAAUACCCCUCGAAGUUUUGAACAUGCUUCCAGUGGCUAUUACUGUCCUCCUUCACUUGUAACAGUAACAAACAGAUUUGAACAAGCUUUUAUCAACAGUAUGAUUCGUAGCAUGGUGGAAACUGAUAACACCUAUUUUUGGAUAGCCCUACAAGACCUUAACAAUACAGGAGAAUACUUCUGGCUAACUACAGAGGGGAAGAAUCAGCCUGUGAGCUAUACAAACUGGAACAAGCAUCAGCCACGCCAUUCUGGAGGGUGUGUUGUUGUUCGCAGAGGGCAGCCUCUUGGUUACUGGGAGGUGAAAAACUGUAAAAGCUUCAAAGCUAUGUCAUUGUGUAAGGAAAAAAUUGAAUCAUAUGAAGAAAACGAGCCUAAUUUUGAAGAACCUUUGGAUGUAUGUUAUCCUGGAUGGGAAUCAGAAUCUAAUCUGCUCAACUGCUAUAAGGUAUUUCACAAUGAGAAAGUCCUGAUGAAAAGAACAUGGGAUGAAGCAGAAGCAUUAUGCCAAGAUCUUGGAGCACAUCUUGCCAGCUUUACCCAUGUGUAUGAAGAGGAUUUUUUGAACACGUUUUUAAACAAAAUGUUUGAUCGGGCUGAAGAAAGACAAUUCUGGAUUGGAUUUAAUAAAAGAAACCCCUUGUCUGGAGGAACAUGGGAGUGGUCUGAUGGAACUCCUGUUGUAUCUGCAUUUUUAGAGAGCAUAUAUGUUGAAGAUGAUUCAAGAAAUUGUGCUGCAUACAAAGUAAAUAGAACAAUCCUGCCAUUGCAUUGCAAUGGGAAGCGUGAAUGGAUAUGCAAAAUACCAAAAGGUGUUAAGCCAAAGAGUCCACAGUGGUACAUAAAUGAACCACCAUGGUCUUAUUAUCAAGGAGCAGAAUACCUCUUUCAUAUUAGUGCCUCAGAGUGGACCAACUUUGAGUUCAUCUGUGGUUGGCUUCGUGGUGAAAUAGUCACAAUACAAUCUUCUAAUGAACAAGAAUUUAUUCACAGUAGAAUAAAACAGCUAUCAAAAAAUGACAUACGCUGGUGGAUUGGAUUGCACUCUGAAGUAUCUAGUGAUGGAUUUCGGUGGAGAGAUGGGUCACCAUUAGUAUAUGAGAACUGGAAUGAAGGAAAAGAAAGAUCUGUGGGUACACAAGAUGAAAGAUGUGGCUUCAUUUCAUCACAGACAGGACUCUGGGGUGAUGAAAACUGUACCAUUUCUCUUCCUUCCAUUUGUAAGCGUAAAAUUGUAUGGAUAAUAGAGAGAGAAAUUCUAAAAGACCAGAACCAGCAAGGAGUAUGUCCCAAAGGAUGGCUGUACUUUGGAUUCAAGUGCUUUUUGAUACAAAUUCCAAAGGAUCCAGACCACCUGAUGAACUGGUAUUCUGCCCAAACUUUCUGCAGUGAACAGGAUGGGUCACUAGCUUCUAUUGAAAAUGAAGUAGAACAAGCUUUCAUAACAAUGAAUCUGUUUGGACAGAAGACUAGUGUUUGGAUAGGGCUGCAGAGUGAUGAUUAUGAAAAAUGGGUGAAUGAACAUCCGAAGGUAUAUUCCAAUUGGUCUCCAGUUGAAGUAGUUCAUGGUCAGAGAUAUAACAGUGCUAAUAUUCAAGAACAAGUUCUGUUGUGUACCUUGGUAUCAAAUAACCCUAAUUUUCAUUUUACGGGAAAAUGGUACUUAGAAAACUGUCAGAAAAAUUAUGGUUUUAUCUGCCAAAAGACUCAAGAUACAUCCAAACAUGCCAUAGAUGCAUCUGAGAUGUAUCCAGUACCAGAUACUUUAGAAUAUGGAAACAGAACAUAUAAACUAAUACAUGGGAAUCUGACUUGGUUUGCUGCUUUAAAAACCUGCAUGGCAAAUGGAACUGAAUUGGUCAGCGUUACGGACCAUUAUCACCAAGCCUUCCUCACUGUCAUUGUAAACAGACUAGGAUACGCCCAUUGGAUUGGACUGUCUACCUCAGAUAAUGGGCUUAACUUUGAGUGGUCAGAUGGUACCAAGUCUUUGUUUACCUUUUGGGGAGACGAGGAGUCACAGUCACUGGGCAGCUGUGUUUAUAUUGAUAUUAAUGGGCAGUGGAAAAGUGCUAACUGUGAAAGACUUCUACAAGGAGCAGUUUGCCAUGUGCCAACUGAAAAGAAACUAAUUGAAUACAGAGGCUUAUGUUCAGAAAAAAAUGUCACCUGGAUAAAAUUUAGAAGCAAUUGCUACAGGUUUUCCACAGUUUUUGAGAGUACAAGUUUUGAUACAGCAUAUGAAUUUUGCAAAAAGCAAGGAUCUAAUCUUUUGACUAUUAAAGAUGAAGAUGAAAAUGCUUUCGUUCUGGAAGAACUGCGCCAUUUUGGUUCUUCUGUCCAAAGGAUUUGGUUGAACAUUCAGUUUGUUGUGGACAAUGACACAGUAAUAUGGAUUGAUGGUUCUCCCUUAAAUUAUUCAAACUGGGGCAUCAGGGAGCCUGACUUGGAUCAUCUCAAAGGGAAUUUUUGUGUUGCCUUGAGGUCCACAGAUGGAGUAUGGCAAUUAUCUCCCUGCAGAGAGAAAAAGGGAUUUAUAUGUAAAAUGGAUACAGAUAUCUUUGCCACAGUGCAAACAGUAAAAGCAUCACACAGUGGGAUCAUAGCUCUAGCUGUAAUGGUGACACUGGUGAUGGUGGCUGCUAUGUCUACAUUUCUGUGGUGCCUGUACAAAAAGAACAACAGUCUCUUCAAUAGAGUACGAUGGUUCAGAAAUCCAUGUUAUUCACAAAUGAACUCUGAAUAUCUAGCUGUGGAAGAAAGCAUCCUCAUUUCUGAUCUUGAGAGAAAUAGUGAAAAUUAAUGGUGCAAGAAGGACCAAAAUAAUUGCAUUUAAUACAGAUAAUACAAAGAAACUCUACAGAAUAGUUCAUUUUAUGAACUAGUUACUACCUAGGACCAAAUCACACCUCAGUUUUUUGCAAUGGACAAAAUGAAGAGUGGAAAAAACAUUCAAAGGAGCAAAUAUCUGUCAAAAAGAAGGGGAGUGAAACCUAAGUCCCCUCCCUCUGUUCCUGUGGUAGCUUCUCUGUGUGAAUUCUCUGCAAUAAGUCCUCUGCAGAUUUUUAGGAAGCACAAAUGGGCAGAGAGGGGUUAGAACCCUUGUGAGAGAACCUCGAAUUCUCCAGUUGCUUGAAGAUCCUCAGGGUAGGCCCACAGAUCUCAGGACCUGCAAAACCUCUUCUACUACAUGGGACAAUUCAACAGAAACCCUAUGGCCUGAAGGCAGCAGAGAUUUUUCACUUAGCUUUGUUCCUUCUCUGUAUUUUGUUGUUUUUUGUUGCAUUUUAUUUUACACAGGAGGAAAAUCUGGCCAUAAUUAACACUCAAUUUUUGCCCUGGUUUCAGGAAUUUAAAACCUAAUCAGAUUACUACAAUAAUCUUUUGCUCAAUACCCAGUUUUGUGCAAAGAGAAUGACACUAGUAUCAUUUUUCAGACAUAGGAAUACCCUAUGUAGAUUUCCAGCAUGUGGAGAAGUAGAGCCAUUCUUGGUUGGUCUGCUUGCCUGUUUUGUUUAGGGGUUUUUUGGUUGGUUGGGCUGGGGUUAGUUUUUUAUUUGGUUUAAUUUUGUUUGUUUGUUUUGCAAAUAUAAAAUUAUGGGGGGGGGGGGGAAUUGGGAGUGUCAGAAUUGACCAGUUCAGUCCACCAUUCCUACCUUAUUGUUAAAUUGAAAUACUUAAAACUUGCCAUGAUGUACAGACUUUGACUUCUUCACGUUGUUAGUAUAAUAACAGGAGUUACUCCAAGUUACCUGUUAAAGAUUAAACUUUGAGAUAACACACUUGUUGGGGGGGAGGGGGUUUCUGCAACAAACUAAGCACCUUGCUUUAAUCUUAUUUUUUUAGUCAGUGUCUGUAUGAAGAAACUGAUUAUAAUCAGUUUCACUCAAGCUAUGGUAAGAACUUCCUUUACUUUUCUCUUACAUAAGGAAUUACUGUUACACCACCUAAUUCUCAUAAUUACAGUUAGCACUAGCCCAGGACUAUAAGUGUUGAUUGUGUUUUCUGUGUUGAUUGUGUUUUCUGUUCUUCCUUGUAUUGAACUUCUGUUUCGAUUCCUCUAACUUGCUUUUCCUGGAUCACAGGCAUUUUGUAUUAUUCCUAAUCUGAAAAUUUGGUGAACACAUUUUCAUUCUGAUUCAUACUAAUAUUGAUGAUAUUGGCAAUUUGUUUCACUGUUGUUUCAGCUGGAAAGUUAAAAUAGUGUACAAAAAAAUAAUGCUCUUCUGUAGUUUUUUUCCUCCUUAAUCUUUUUCAUUUUAAAAUUGUGUUUGAGCCAAGUUCACCAUUGACAGAAGCAGGCACAAAACACUGACUGCAAUUAAAUCACACCUAUUUCA